Sphenostylis stenocarpa is the source of this 909-nucleotide messenger RNA. Lineage: Eukaryota; Viridiplantae; Streptophyta; Magnoliopsida; Fabales; Fabaceae. The record is from the annotation of a GenBank genome assembly.
AUGCUUCCUUACGCUUCCAUUUCAGCGGCCGAGGCGGCGCUGGGGCGUAACCUAACCUUCGCCGAGACCGUCUGGUUCAACUACUCCGCCACCAAGUCUAAUUACUUCCUCUACUGCCACAACAUUCUUUUCCUCUUCGUCAUCUUCUCCAUUGUCCCCCUCCCUCUCGUCUUCCUUGAACUCAAGCGCCUCUCCUUCCUCAACUCCUACAAGAUCCAACCCAAGGUUCACUUGUCUCUUAACGAAAUGCUCAGGUGCUACAAAGACGUCCUGGUUAUGUUCUUUCUCGUUGUCGGUCCCCUCCAGUUGGCCUCUUAUCCUACCAUCCAGAUGAUUGGGAUCAGGAUGGGGUUGCCAUUGCCGUCUGGAUGGGAAAUCCUGGCGCAACUGCUGGUGUAUUUUCUGGUGGAGGAUUACACCAAUUACUGGAUCCAUAGGUUUCUUCACAACGGUUGGGGUUACGAGAAGAUUCACCGCGUUCACCAUGAGUACGCUGCUCCCAUUGGAUUCGCGGCGCCCUAUGCACACUGGGCUGAGAUCUUGAUCCUCGGGAUUCCUUCCUUUCUCGGCCCUGCCAUGGUUCCUGGCCACAUUAUCACCUUCUGGUUGUGGAUAGCCUUGCGCCAGAUUGAGGCCAUUGAUACGCACAGCGGGUAUGACUUUCCCUGGAGUAUCACGAAAUAUAUUCCGUUUUAUGGUGGCGCUGAGUAUCAUGAUUACCAUCAUUAUGUUGGAAGACAAAGCCAUAGCAAUUUUGCUUCAGUUUUCACAUACUGUGAUUACAUCUAUGGAACUGACAAGGGAUUUAGGUAUCAGAAGAAAAUACUUCCGAAGUUGAAGGAAGAUUCGGGAAAUGGUGUGGAGCAGAGCGGAGGAUCAUACAAGACUCAGCAGAGUAAAUCUGACUGA